AUGUCUAAGCCGUCCGUUGGCUUCGUCGGUCUAGGUGCCAUGGGUUUCGGCAUGGCCACCCACCUCGUCUCCGAAGGCUACUCCGUCACUGGCUUUGACAUCUUCCCAGCCUCUGUACAACGCUUCCACGCGGCCGGGGGCAUCCCCGCCUUGUCGCUACGGGAUGCAGUCGUUCUGUUUGCCGAGGAAGGCAUUGUGCAGUACCUCCCCCAAAACGCCACCCUUCUUCUCUGUUCCACCGUUGCAGCAUCAUACGCCCAAUCCGUGGCAUCGGAACUACACGCGCGCGGCCGCAGCGACAUCCAUUUCAUCGAUUGCCCUGUCUCCGGUGGCGCCAAACGCGCCGCCGAUGGAACCCUCUCGAUCAUGGCCGGUGGUGCAGACCAGGCACUCCAGAGCGGGCGAGAUCUACUCCAGACUCUCUCCGCAAAGGACAAACUGUACCUUGUUCCCGGUGGCGCGGGCGCCGGCAGUAACAUGAAAAUGGUGCAUCAGGUAUUAGCGGCGAUACAUAUCCUUGGGGCCAGCGAGGUGAUGGGCUUCGCGGCACAUCUGGGUCUCGGGGCGAGAGAUACAGCGGAGAAAAUCAUUUCAUCGGACGCGUGGACAUGGAUGCAUGAGAAUCGGUUCCCAAGGAUGGUUGAGGAGGAUUGGAAUCCAGGUGCUAGUGCGUUGACUAUUAUUCUUAAGGAUGCUGGAAUCAUCACCUCCUCAGCGCGCCAGCAUAACUUCCCGACUCCCCUCUGCUCCACUGCUGAACAGAUAUACCUCUCAGCCCUGCUACACGGCUACGGUCCCAAGGAUGACUCUGCCAUGGUGCGUCAGUACUACGCCUCCCCCAUCGCUGACGUAGCCCCCGCCCACGAAGACCACAAUCAAGAUCAAACGCAAUCCCUGCGUCUGGUACUUGACCUCAUGUUGGGCAUCAAUCUCGUCGCAGCGGCAGAAGCCAUCUCGCUGGCACGAUAUCUCAAGGUCGACAUGGAUCAGUUCUACCGGUUAGUGAGCGACGCUGCUGGCGCAAGUAAGGUGUUUAUCACGGCGGGGUUGGACAUGAUUAAGGGACGGAUUGGACAGAAUGCACCUGCGGGUGAGCAGACACUGGAUGAAGCGAUUCAGAGGCUCGAAAGCGCGGUGCAAAAGGCACGCGAUAUGCAUGUGCCGUUGCAUUUGGGGAAUGGGGCGUUGAGUGUGUUGUUGAUGGCUAAGAAGGCGGGAUAUGCGACCGAGGGGAGGACAAGUGUUAUUAAGAGUUAUGGGUAUUAG
Aspergillus tanneri is the source of this 1266-nucleotide messenger RNA. RefSeq lists its product as uncharacterized. The coding region runs from base 1 to 1266 and encodes 421 amino acids. The record is from RefSeq and is a predicted model, not a curated record. NCBI's taxonomy places the organism in Eukaryota, Fungi, Ascomycota, Eurotiomycetes, Eurotiales, Aspergillaceae. Gene Ontology annotation, molecular function: oxidoreductase activity; NAD binding; NADP binding. The transcript is spliced from 4 exons.